UAUUCUCCAUGCCAGGCGUGUUAUGAUUUCGGGAAGAUGCAGUUCUUUAUCAGUAGUUCGCUGUGUAUCUGAGCUAUCUAAGAAACAGUGCAGUACAGGAGCACACGGGUAUCAUAAGAAUUUUCAUUUCACUGAAAGUGCUUCACUUCCUAUUAUUGAACGGAAAAUGAAAAAGUUGAGUAACAGUAAAGCGCCUUUUCUUUCAUCCAUCAAGAUGGCAUCAACAUCUCGACAGGAUAGCAAAACCGAACCUGAAGUAAAGAAAAAUCGCUUGAGAUUGGAAAGAUCGCCGUAUUUAUUGCAACAUGCAACGAAUCCUGUGGACUGGUAUUCUUGGGGCGACGAAGCUCUGGAAAAGGCAAAGAAGGAAAACAAGAUAAUUUUUGUAUCGAUCGGUUACUCUACGUGCCAUUGGUGCCACGUGAUGGAGAAGGAAUCAUUUAAGAACGAGGAAGUUGCAAAAAUCAUGAACGAGAAUUAUGUAAAUAUUAAAGUAGAUAGAGAAGAGAGGCCCGAUAUCGAUAUGAUGUGCAUGAUGUUUAUUCAG
Trachymyrmex cornetzi is the source of this 547-nucleotide messenger RNA. RefSeq lists its product as uncharacterized. Lineage: Eukaryota; Metazoa; Arthropoda; Insecta; Hymenoptera; Formicidae. The record is from RefSeq and is a predicted model, not a curated record. The transcript is spliced from 2 exons. The annotation marks the transcript as partial.